Hippoglossus stenolepis (Pacific halibut) is the source of this 1636-nucleotide messenger RNA. RefSeq names its product 5-hydroxytryptamine receptor 3A. Gene Ontology annotation, cellular component: membrane; synapse; neuron projection. Gene Ontology annotation, biological process: monoatomic ion transmembrane transport; nervous system process; signal transduction. Bases 68 to 1354 code for a protein of 428 amino acids. The record is from RefSeq and is a predicted model, not a curated record. Gene Ontology annotation, molecular function: neurotransmitter receptor activity; transmembrane signaling receptor activity; extracellular ligand-gated monoatomic ion channel activity. NCBI's taxonomy places the organism in Eukaryota, Metazoa, Chordata, Actinopteri, Pleuronectiformes, Pleuronectidae. The transcript has 9 exons.
UGACAUCCUAACACACAGCAAUUAGUUAUUCUGCAGUUAGCUGUCAGAAAGUCUGAUUCCUGCAGUGAUGUUUUUAGAAACAUUAACAUUUCUUACCCAGACUCUGACGAGGGCGACCUUCUUGCUGGUUUUACUAACAGCUGGAAGUGGAGAUGCUCAAUCCCGCUGCACAAGUCGCCGAUGUCUGGCUGAAAUGUUGAUAAAUAAAAAUAUUUCCUCUCAGCCACAGUAUGAAAACUGCACCCAUGUGAUACGUGUCCCCUUAAUGGAGUACCAAACUCUGUCAGUUGACACAAAGAAUCUCCGUCUAAUCAGCCGUCUGCAAGCAACUGUCGUAUGGAGAGAUCGUGAGUUGGCGUGGGACACGUCGAUUUACAAUUAUGAAGAAGUGAUCCUGCCGGUAGAUACAAUCUGGACCCCAGAGCUCCAUGUGACAAAUGGAAUAUUAACAACUAUGGAGCACAGCUCCCGUGAUCUGCUGGCGUACAGCAACGGCACCGUGAAGCACACUGUGAUCAUCAACGCUGAGGUGAACUGUGAGGUCAAUCUGUUCAACUACCCCUUUGCUGCUGAUGAGUGUCCUGUCGCUAUCCAAGCCUGGUCCGUCGACGGAUGUGGCACAGAGCUGGAACUGGGCCAUCUGAGGAGCGUUGAUAGCACCCACGGAGACUGGAAAACCGACAGGGUGGACUAUCAGAAAAAGAGAGACGACCGCAAUUACAUCAUGGUGUCACUGAGCAUCAAAUACACCAACCCCUUCAUCACGUUACUGCUGCCCACGAUCCUGAUCCUCCUGGCUGAUGUGGUCAGCUUCGCCCUGCCACUGGGAGGCGGCGAACGCAACUCAUUCAAGGUCACUCUGGUGCUCAGCUUCACCAUGUUCCUCGGCAUCCUCAACAACAAGCUCCCCGGAGACAGCGAGUGCAGCCCCAUCAUCCGAACCCACUUCUGUGUUUGCCUGGUGCUUUUGGUGCUGAGCAUGCUGGUGUCCCUGGUUCUGACUCGGGUGGCCAAAGAUGGCGGCUUCAUUUUCUGCUGCUGUCCAAAGCGGUCAGGCCCCAAAAACACAGGAAACAAGGACGACGAAGAGGAUGACGAGGCCAAAGCCGACAUCAGUGUGGUUCAGCUGAGUGGCUCGGAGGAGUCCAAUAAGAUGCUCAGGAUGGUGGUAAACUUCCUGCAAGCAUGGGAAGCCAAGGGAGAGGAGAGUGAGAGAAACAUGGAGCUUGCCAACAUGCUGGACCAGACCUUUUUCUGGUUCUAUUUAGUUUUAGGCAGUGUCUAUUUCAUUUCCAUGACUUGUGUGAUGGUAAAGUUCACAUGUACAGUGAACCAUUUUGAUUUCUGGUACUAAUAUUGGACCAUCCUCCACUUUAAUAUACUUUUGCAAGAUCAAAUAAAACGAAAGAAUUUAAAUGCAAAGACAGAUGCAAAUCCCAGCACACAUUUGUUGUGGUGCUGAUUUGUACAUUUUCAUGUUUGAUGUGUUUUGGCAUGUUUCUGAAAAUGAGAAAUAAAUCUCACCCUUUGAUUUUUCUUCUACUGAAAAAAAAUAAACUUCAAGAAAUACAGGGCUAAUACAAAUAAAGUGAUGCUUUGUUGCCACCUAGUGGUUGAAUUCUUUACAGCAUUUACC